Molecule: messenger RNA, 2823 nt
Organism: Setaria italica (foxtail millet)
Lineage: Eukaryota; Viridiplantae; Streptophyta; Magnoliopsida; Poales; Poaceae
Product: probable LRR receptor-like serine/threonine-protein kinase At1g51820
Molecular function (GO): protein binding
Source: RefSeq, a predicted model, not a curated record
AUUCCGAGUUUAGCUUGAACCCUGAGCCACGUCCUCGCACUUCCGUCAUCUCGUGGCAUCUUUGCCCAUUUUUCAUUAUAAAUCAGAUCAAGGCUAGACAUUCAUUCUCACGACCAGGCGGAUCCGUCAAAUUCUUUUCAAAUCCUCGCCUCCUCGGGUUGGUGGCGCCCAAACUAAAUAAAAGAAAAAAGAAAUCCAGUGACCGCAUCAACGCCUCUGUCGCCAUUACUACUGUCAUAAAAGCAACCAUGCUUAGCUCCAUCUAAUCGCCGUUGCUCGACUCAUUCCUGCUCUCAAAUCCAUACAGCUCAUUUCGAGGCUUUUUCUGGUGGAGAGAAAAAAGGAACAAGGAGCGGUUGAAAACAAGCACCGGAGUUUCUCUCGGAUUUGUACGGGGACCGAAGUUCUUCCGUAAAUUCGUGCGAGUUAGCGUGCUCUGAAGGAGAGAAAAAUCCUAUCCGCUCCGAAGGCAAAAGGCUCGUACUUCCGAGAGUGAGUGAAAGACUGAGGGAGAGAAGGGGGACGGAGGCGCAAUGCGGCAGAGAUCUCCUGCCGUGCUGCUUCAGCUGCGGCUGUGGCUGCUGGCGGUCUCCGCGUUGCCGGCUUUUCUUGGCGUUCUUGCGGCUGACCUUAGCAAAGAACCAUUCACCAUCCGAAUAAGCUGUGGAAGUUUUGAUGAUGUCCGUACGUCACCUACAGACACAUUGUGGUACAGAGACUUCGGUUAUACUGGAGGCAGGUUUGCAAAUGCCACUCGCCCGAGCUAUAUCAUUCCUCCGCUGAAAACACUUCGUUAUUUCCCACUAUCUGAUGGCCCUGAGAAUUGCUAUAACAUCAACAACGUUCCCAACGGGCACUAUCAAGUCAGGCUUUUCUUUGCCUUGCUGGAUAAUCCUAAUCUUGAUAGCGAGCCAAUUUUCGAUGUUUCUGUUGAGGGCACCCUAUUCAGUUCUUUGCUUUUGGGCUGGAGCAGCGAUGAUGAGAAGACAUUUGCAGAAGCUUUGGUUUUUGUUCAGGAUUCUAGCUUAUCAGUUUGCUUCCAUAGCACAGGUCAUGGUGAUCCAUCGAUUCUUUCUAUUGAAGUUCUCCAAAUUGAUGACAAUGGCUAUAACUUUGGCCCUUCAUGGGGAAAGGGGACAGUACUUAGAACAGCGAAAAGGUUGAGAUGUGGCUCUGGAAAGUCUGCUUUUGAUGAAGAUCUGCAUGGUAUCCAUUGGGGUGGGGACAGAUUCUGGUUAGGAUUACAAACUUUAUCAUCCAGUUCCGAUGAUCAGUCUAUAUCAACUGAGAAUGUUAUAGCAGAGACAUUGAUAGCUCCGAAUUUUUACCCUCGGAGCUUAUACCAAUCAGCUAUUGUGGGCACUGAUAGGCAACCGAGCUUGUCUUUCGAAAUGGAUGUUACUCCAAACAAGAACUAUUCAGUAUGGCUUCACUUUGCAGAGAUUGAUAAUGGGGUAACUGCAGAAGAGCAAAGAGUAUUUGAUAUACUCAUCAAUGGAGACACUGCAUUUAAGGAUGUUGAUAUAGUCCGCAUGACAGGAGAGCGUUUUACUGCACUUGUUCUGAAUAAAACCGUAGCUGUCAGUGGGACAACACUUAAGAUCAUCUUGCAACCUGUGAAAGGAACCCGUGCCAUUAUUAAUGCCAUUGAGGUGUUUGAGAUAAUCGCAGCUGAAAAGAAGACUUUGCCUCAAGAAGUGAGUACAUUGCGGACAUUGAAGGGUUCACUUGGCCUUCCACUUCGAUUUGGCUGGAAUGGUGACCCCUGUGUUCCUCAGCAGCAUCCAUGGAGUGGAGUUGAUUGUCAGUUUGACAACACCAAAGGGAAUUGGGUUAUUGAUGGAUUGGGUCUUGACAACCAAGGUUUGAGAGGGGUUAUACCUGGUGACAUAUCUAAGCUGCAACAUCUGCAAAGCAUAAACUUGAGCGGCAAUAGCAUAAAGGGGAACAUUCCAACCUCUGUGGGUACCAUCUCUGCACUGCAAGUACUGGAUCUGUCAUACAAUGAGCUUAAUGGAUCUAUUCCAGAGAGCCUUGGCCAGCUGACAUCGCUACAGAUCCUGAAUCUGAAUGGCAAUCGUCUGUCAGGAAGAGUCCCAGCCAGUUUAGGAGGAAGGCCUCUGCACAGAGCUAGAUUCAACUUCACCGAUAAUGCUGGACUAUGUGGAAUUCCUGGGUUACGUGAAUGUGGCCCUCAUCUAUCCGUGGCUGCUAAAAUCGGCAUGGCUUUCGGGGUGCUUUUAGCUAUUCUUUUUCUAGUUGUUGCAGCGUGUUGGUGGAAAAGACGGCAGAACAUUCUCCGCGCCCAAAAGUUAGCUGCAGCAAGGGAAGCUCCUUAUGCAAAAUCAAGGACCCAGUUCACCCGGGAUGUGCAAAUGGCGAAGCAUCAGCGACCGUCUGAAAGCUCUCGAAGCAGCAACAAUGAAAGCUCGCCACAUUUGCUUUCCUAGCUAGGUGACUGAUAGCAACGGUGACCUGGUUUCGCUCCAUUCUUUUGUUCUUCCUUACGCUCCCUUGCUGAUUUGAAAGACAAAAUUGUACAUACUAGCCAGGUCAUGGAUGGUGUAUAUACUAGUAUCCUUUUGCGCUCCUAAACUUAGUCCAGGAGAGGUAUCAGAUGAGAGAAAUUACCCAGUUCAUCCUAUUUGAUGUUACGACUGCAGCCGUUGAAUUAUCCUUAUUGUUCAAUCAUUCUUACUGUCAGUUUUGUACCGAUUGAUUUCUCUGAAGUUCUGCAAAAACUGCUUUUAUCAGGAGCAGGGGCCCUGCGGUGGGCUAAACCUGAUUUUUCAGUUUUUGUUGACGCAAUUAUUUGUUGUUGUA